This is a messenger RNA of Lactuca sativa (garden lettuce), 1400 nucleotides long. RefSeq names its product protein arginine N-methyltransferase PRMT10. NCBI's taxonomy places the organism in Eukaryota, Viridiplantae, Streptophyta, Magnoliopsida, Asterales, Asteraceae. Gene Ontology annotation, molecular function: protein-arginine N-methyltransferase activity; histone methyltransferase activity. Gene Ontology annotation, cellular component: nucleus. Gene Ontology annotation, biological process: chromatin remodeling; peptidyl-arginine methylation, to asymmetrical-dimethyl arginine. The record is from RefSeq and is a predicted model, not a curated record.
UCUUCCCUCUUUCAACAAUUUUCCAAUCGCUGUCUCUUUCUCUCCCUCCAUAAUUCCGCAACCGGACCUUAAACAAAUGGGAAGUGCAGCUAACGGUGGCGCCGUUGAUAUGGAUACAUCCACCAGCAAUGGCAGCGUUUCCGUCGACAAGGGAGUCGAUUUCGCCAAUUAUUUCUGCACAUACGCCUUUCUCUACCACCAGAAAGAAAUGCUCUCCGACCGUGUUCGAAUGGACGCUUAUUACAACUCUGUUUUCAAGAACAAACACCACUUCAUCGGAAAAACUGUGUUGGAUGUAGGAACAGGGAGUGGCAUUUUAGCAAUUUGGUCAGCUCAAGCAGGUGCAAAGAAAGUGUAUGCAGUUGAAGCUACAAAAAUGGCAGAUCAUGCUCGUGAGCUUGUUAAAGCAAACAACCUCCAUGGUAUUGUUGAAGUCAUCGAAGGUUCAAUAGAAGAUAUAACAUUGCCUGAAAAAGUUGAUGUAAUCAUCUCUGAGUGGAUGGGAUACUUUCUCCUUCGCGAAUCCAUGUUUGACUCUGUUAUCUGUGCUCGUGAUCGUUGGCUAAAACCAACUGGAGUUAUGUAUCCUAGUCAUGCGCGAAUGUGGUUGGCACCUAUAAGAUCAGGAUUAUCAGAUCAUAAAAUGAGUGAUUAUGAAGGAUGUAUGGAUGAUUGGCAUGGUUUUGUUAAUGACACUAAAUCUUAUUAUGGUGUUGAUAUGAGUGUUUUGACAAAACCCUUUUCUGAAGAGCAAAAGAAGUAUUAUUUACAGAAUUCCCUUUGGAAUAGUCUUCAUCCAAAUCAAGUAGUGGGAACUCCUACUAUUUUAAAGGAGAUUGAUUGUUUAAAAGUAACUGUUGAAGAAAUACUCAAAGUUCAAGCAAUUGUUUCAUCAACAAUUGUUAAAGAGGACACUAGGCUUUGUGGCUUUGGUGGCUGGUUCGAUGUUCAUUUUAAAGGAAGAGAGGAAGAUCCAGCUGAGUGUGAGGUUGAGUUAACAACAUCUCCUAGUGUAGAUGAUGGCACACAUUGGGGACAACAGGUGUUUCUUUUGCAUCCACCUGUCCGUGUGAACGAAAAGGAUGAUAUCCAAAUCAAUUUUACAAUGAGUCGUUCUGAAGAAAACCAUCGUUUGAUGAAAGUUGAUCUUGGAUAUCAAAUUAAAUUGUCAUCCGGUAAGAUGUUGACACCUGUCAAUAACAAAUUCUAUAUCGAAUGAAGCUAAGGUCUCAAUGACACAAUGUCAAUUGACAUUUCAAAAGCAUGAAAGUUUCGUCUCUUUUCAUGUAAUUUAUGUUGUAUGCUAUUUGGUUCGUUUCUUGAUUUUGUCGUUUAAAAACCAUAAUUCGUUGUAAGCGUUAAAUGUUUUUGCUACGUAAUUGCAUUGUAUUUUUUUGUUA